This is a messenger RNA of Prorocentrum cordatum, 1169 nucleotides long. Lineage: Eukaryota; Dinophyceae; Prorocentrales; Prorocentraceae. The record is from the annotation of a GenBank genome assembly.
AGGUCGAGGAGAAACUCAACGUCGCUGUGGUGAGGAUGGGCUGCACGGACGGAAUGGUGACGAAAGAGAAUUUCAUGCGGAUAUUCGACUGCAGCAACGACGAGCACAGCAUCGCGCAGUUAUUUGGUGACGUCGGGGUCGACCUCAUCGGCCUUCUCGACUUCUCUGAUUUCAUAUUCCACGACGAGCUCCUCGACGAGGGUGACAAAGUCCUGACGUUCACCGACUUUGUCGACGUUGUGAUGCAAUUGCGGGGCGAUAAAGAGGCGACAGUUAAAGACAUGGUAGACUUGCGCAAGUACCUGCGGAGCCAAAUUCUGGAGCUUGGGACGGCACGAAAAAACCAGCUCCACACGCUCCAGAACAGGAUCUCGAAGCAUCACGACAACCUGGGCAGAAAGUUGGACAUGUUGAGCGAUAAGCUGGAGAGGCCGCCACUGGGCGGCAUCCUGGCGGCGCUCGAGGCGAGCGCGGCAACGGUGGCCGAGCCGGGCACCUACGCGGGACGCCUCGGGAAGAUCGAGUCCGCCCUGGCCUAUGCGAAGCAGGAGCUCCACGCCCUGAAGGCGGACAUAGACAUGGCCCCGCUGAAGCGUGGCCUUUCGUAAGCUACGAGCGCUCAGGUGGAGGGCCUGGACGGCGUGAGGAGCUACCACUGACUCUAGAUUCGACCGUCCCGCAGCACCACUGCCUGCUGUUCGCUCGUGUAGCGCGUCUCACCCCAUACCUCACAGAGGGAGGGAACAAGGAUGCAGCAGUGAGGAAGUGGAGGGUAUGAUUCUAGCCCUGCUCCCCGCCAGUGUAUAGCCUUUGCGAGGGCCCUUGCUGUGUGCACGAGGCGCUCCGCCCAGACUAGGAGUAGCCUAGAGCAGGCGCCGCCGUGGCUUCCUGUGCGCUGUCCCCGCCUUGAUCCAUUCCUCCCCAGUCUGAACUGCGUGUUGCCAUCCGUUUUGGCACCCUCGCCGUCUCUCCUCGGUCGCGCCCGGGCCAGACGUUUCAACUCAUGUAGCUGCUUAGUGGGAGGCCCGCUGCGGCGCCUCCGUCACCUCUGUGCUCUUCCUCUCGCCGCGCCUGUUCGAGACCCGAGUCGUGCCUGGGCCCCCGUCUUGGGCCUCCUGAGCGCGACGGCCCCUUAAACGGAGCACGCCUCGCAUCUGCCAUCUUGCCUG